Messenger RNA from Acomys russatus (golden spiny mouse), 1363 nucleotides. It is a transcript of the gene Slc10a1, whose product is annotated as solute carrier family 10 member 1. Gene Ontology annotation, molecular function: bile acid:sodium symporter activity. The transcript has 5 exons. The record is from RefSeq and is a predicted model, not a curated record. NCBI's taxonomy places the organism in Eukaryota, Metazoa, Chordata, Mammalia, Rodentia, Muridae. Gene Ontology annotation, cellular component: membrane. Gene Ontology annotation, biological process: bile acid and bile salt transport. The coding region runs from base 124 to 1302 and encodes 392 amino acids.
UUUGCCCACAGCUAGUUUGUCCAGAAACUCUGUCCUGAGAGGGGACUAAAGAAAACACCCAGCAAGCACCACGCGCGGAAGGCCUGCAGCAGGGAGCAAGGGUGGUCUCCGCGGUGCCUGAGAAUGGAGGGACACAACUUCUCAGCCCCCUUCAAUUUCUCCCUGCCGCCUGGCUUCGGCAGCCGCCCCACAGACAAGGCGCUGAGUGUCAUCCUGGUGUUGAUGCUGUUGUUCAUCAUGUUCUCACUGGGCUGCACCAUGGAGUUCAGCAAGAUCAAGGCUCACCUCCGCAAACCCAGAGGGGUGUUUGUUGCCCUGGUGGCCCAGUACGGCAUCAUGCCCCUCGCUGCCUUUGUUCUGGGCAAGGUCUUCCGUCUGAACAACAUCGAGGCACUAGCCAUCCUCAUCUGUGGCUGCUCUCCUGGGGGGAACCUGUCUAACCUCUUCGCCCUGGCCAUGAAGGGGGACAUGAACCUCAGCAUUGUGAUGACCACUUGCUCAACCUUCAGUGCCUUGGGCAUGAUGCCUCUCCUCUUAUACAUCUACACCAAAGGGAUCUACGAUGGAAACCUUCAGGACAAGGUGCCCUAUGUAGGCAUCAUCAUAUCACUGGUCACGGUCCUCAUCCCUUGCACCAUAGGGAUCUUCCUCAAGUCCAAAAAGCCAAGAUAUGUACCCUACAUCAUCAAGGCAGGGACGAUCAUCACUCUGUUGCUCAGUGUGGCUGUCAUAGCCCUCUCUGUCAUCAAUGUAGGCAACAGCAUCAUGUUUGUCAUGACCCCGCACUUACUGGCUACUUCCUCCCUGAUGCCUUUUACUGGCUUCCUGCUGGGCUACAUUCUCUCGGCUCUCUUCCAGCUCAAGCCAAGGUGCAGACGCACCAUCAGCAUGGAGACAGGAUUCCAAAACAUCCAACUCUGUUCUACCAUCCUCAAUGUGACCUUCUCCCCUGAGGUCAUUGGACCGCUCUUCUUCUUCCCUCUUCUCUACAUGAUUUUCCAACUUGCAGAAGGACUGCUCUUCAUUAUUAUCUUCCGGUGCUACGAGAAAAUCAAGCCUCCCGAGAAAAAAACAAAAAUGAUCUACAAGGCUGCAGCAACCGAAGAAGCUAUUCCAGCAGCUCUGGGAAAAGGCACCCACAACGGGAAUAUUCCUCCUGCACCCAGCCCUUCCCCCAACGGCCUGCAUUCUGGGCAGAUGGCAAGUCAGAAUGACUGUGAAAACUCAGAAGCAGCAAGAAAGGAAUACCAAGCUCUGCCUCAAUGUCUAGCACUUUCAGCAAAUCCAUCAGCAGCAUCUUAAGUCCUAACCUGAGACAGAGGGGCAUCUAUCAAGGAACCAUCACCCAUCCCCAAUUUGUUAU